Hyaena hyaena (striped hyena) is the source of this 2183-nucleotide messenger RNA. RefSeq names its product phytanoyl-CoA 2-hydroxylase (gene PHYH). NCBI's taxonomy places the organism in Eukaryota, Metazoa, Chordata, Mammalia, Carnivora, Hyaenidae. Bases 310 to 1326 code for a protein of 338 amino acids. The transcript has 10 exons. The record is from RefSeq and is a predicted model, not a curated record. Gene Ontology annotation, molecular function: phytanoyl-CoA dioxygenase activity. Gene Ontology annotation, biological process: fatty acid alpha-oxidation.
GCACUAGGGAAUGUGGGUAUGUUCUGGAUCAUGCUCUGGCUCCUUUGUCAUUGGACGACCUUACCCCCCUCACUGAGGCCUUCAAAACUCGCUUUCCUGUUCUGUGCGGCAGGGAUGACCUUUGUGAUCGCUUAGGAGCAGGGCGUGUGGGCAGCACGUCCGCACCGUGCGGUCGCCGAGCGCCGGGGCCUGGGAGGUAGGGGCUUCGCCGCGCAGGCGGGGCGGAAGGGGCGGCCUUCCCGGGAGUCGCCGCAGCCCGGAGUCGGAGUCGCGGCCGAGGCCGGGCUCCCUCGUCCGCUCGCCGGAGCCAUGGAGCAGACCCGCGCGGCCGCCCGCCUGCGCACCCUGCUGGGACACCUCGGGAGACCCUCCGCCAGGGCCGCAAUAGCUCACUUCACCUCAGGGGCUGUUUCUCCAACCAGUUUCCAUCCUCCACAAUUCCAGUAUACUCAGGAUAAUGAUGUUCUAAGCCUAGAACAGAGAAAAUUUUAUGAAGAAAAUGGGUUUCUCGUCAUUAAAAAUUUGGUAUCUGAUGCUGAUAUUACACGCUUUAGGAACCAGUUUGAAAGAAUCUGCAAAGGGGAACUGAAUGUCGAAGGGAUGUCGAUAAUGAAAGAUGUAACCACUGAAAAAUCAAAGUUUAUUUGGAGUGAAAACUUGAUUACAAAGGUCCAGGAUUUCCAAGGGGAUGAGGAGCUCUUCAGAUACUGCACGCUCCCUGAGAUUCUGAAAUAUGUGGAGUGUUUCACUGGACCCAAUAUUAUGGCCAUGCAUACAAUGCUGAUAAAUAAACCUCCAGAUUCUGGCAAAAAGACAAGCCGUCAUCCUUUGCACCAAGAUCUACACUAUUUCCCCUUCAGACCUAGUAAUAAGAUUGUUGCUGCGUGGACGGCCAUGGAGCUGGUGACCCAGGACAAUGGCUGCCUGUCUGUGCUCCCAGGCACACACAAAGGCUGCCUGAGGCCACACGUUUAUCCCCAGUGGGAGGGGGGGGUUAACAUAAUGUACUAUGGGAUCCAGGACUAUGAUGAAAACAGCCCCCGAGUUCACCUUGUGAUGGAGAAGGGAGACACUGUUUUCUUUCAUCCUUUGCUCAUACAUGGAUCUGGUCUGAAUAAAACUCAAGGAUACCGGAAGACAAUUUCCUGCCAUUUCGCCAGUGCCGACUGCCACUACAUUGAUGUGAAAGGCACCAGUCAAGAAAGCUUUGAGAAGGAUCUCAAAGGCAUAAUGCAGAAACAAUACAAAAUUCCAGAAGACACCAGACUGCAGGAUGUGUUUAGAUUCAAAGCACGGCUCGUGAAAGGAGAGAGGACCAACCUUUGAAAUAGCCCUUUGAGAGAAAAGCACAAUUAAUCAAGCUCUUUGAUCAAUCAGAAUGAAAUGCUUUGAAGCUCAGGGUAUGCUGGUUUUGCAUACCUCUUCUGGAAAACCCACUGCCACCAAUUUCAUGUCAUGAGAGACUUAGCAAAUUGAGAACAAUGUCUAACACAGGCACAUUUAAUGAAGGGCAGCGUGGAGUGAAAAUAAGGGUGGACGCUCGUGCCUGGACACCAGAUUCCUUCCAUGACUUCUCCAACCCAACAAGCCUCCUUAAAACAAAAACUAGGCUGGGGAUGCCUGGGGGGCUCAAGUCUCUUGAGCAUCGGACUCUUGGUGUUGGCCCAGGUCAUGAGUCAAACCCUACAUCAGGCUCCUUGCUGAUGGUAUAAAGCCUGCUUGUGACUCGCUCUCCCUCCCUCUCUGCCUCUUCAGCGUGCACUCUCUCUCUCUCCCUCAAAAUAAACUUUAAAAACAAAAACAAAAACAAAACUAGGCUGGAUCUUUCUAAGUCCUUUUCUCUAUUCCUAAAGAAUGAAGACAGAGGUAACUUCAUCUGCUAUAUUUUUUUUUGAGUAAGGCAGCUGAAACACACAAAUUUAAACACAAAUUUAAACACAAAUUUUCUUAAACCUAGUUCCACUGUUUUUGUCAGUUUUUUUGUGAAGACACGUGGUGUAAACUCAGGUCCAGCUGGAAAAUGGAGAAGGCAAGACUAUCGCUGACAGGGUUUAAGGAAACUGGAUCACAGAAUAAUUGGACAUAAAAUGUACAUAAGAAAUACCUGUGUAAAUAGCACGUAUGGAGCACUGUUCCACAAAACACUUUUCAAACUCAUUUCACAUUUAAAAUAAAUCUGAAAG